Molecule: messenger RNA, 5216 nt
Organism: Mugil cephalus (flathead mullet)
Lineage: Eukaryota; Metazoa; Chordata; Actinopteri; Mugiliformes; Mugilidae
Product: ERC protein 2-like
Exons: 19
Coding region: 388-3852 (1154 amino acids)
Biological process (GO): maintenance of presynaptic active zone structure; neuromuscular synaptic transmission; regulation of synaptic plasticity
Cellular component (GO): cytoskeleton of presynaptic active zone
Molecular function (GO): structural constituent of presynaptic active zone
Source: RefSeq, a predicted model, not a curated record
CUGGGGGGAAGCGCGCCCACGCGGACCCGAUGCCAGGACAGGUCAUGAGCUGAGCCGAUGAGAUCAUGGAUCCUGCGCCGAGGUCCGACAGGGUGCUGCUGGGACUUCGCGGUGAUGGAGAGGUUCCUGUCCGAAUCCAAGAUGUCCUGCACUGUAGCUGAAAGCACAAUACCUCUGGCCCAUGCGUCUGGGAGCCCUGUAGCCAACACUCACUGCCUCUUUCUUCUAAUAGGACUAACUAAGGCUCAGCCUCAUUCUCUACACAGUCAGGGAUGGACAGGUAAAAACUGAGAGGCCAAAUAGGUGGCCUUUCUUCAUUCUAGGGUAUGAAAAUAUUCUCAACUCUUAACAGUUUUUUCUCAUAUGUCGUAGUUUUGCCAUACUAAAAUGCCUUUAAACAUUAGAGCCAAGCCCUCGCAGAGCAAGCUGUCCGCUGCUGCUGCUGCGAAGAGUGGCGCUGAUGGCAGCACGUCCCAUUCACGUUUCUCAAGGUCCCCCAAACAGGGGAAAGGAAAACAGGCUGUAAGCUCAACACCAGGGUGCCGCUCGGGACUAGAACCAGGCUCCGUGUCAGGGGGCGGGCCUGCGCCAGCGCCUAAACCAGCUGGGGGUCAAGGCUCAGAGUUGAGGCCAGGUCCAAAAGUCAAAGUUGGCUCAGCAGCACAAAAAGGCCCAACCCGUGGUUCAGCGACAGCUCCAGGAGGUAAAACCUUAUCUAUGGAGAACAUCCAGUCUUUAAGUGCUGCCUACGCCACCUCCGGCACCAUGUAUCCCAGUGAGCGAGAUACCUUGGAACCCUCCGGCGGGUACCCUAAAGGCACCAUGACCCUGGGCCGAAGUACCAGCCGCUCCUCCUACACUGGCCGGACGACGGCAUCGGGAAGCAGCCCAAACAUCACCUCCUCCGGGACGCAUCACUUGUCAGACACGUGCGGCGGCGACCAAACCCUGCUCCCUGCGGGGACAUCCAGUCUGAGAAGACCUGGAAGACCGGCGCAGGCAGCGAAUUCGACUGGACGUGGGGAAGGUUCCUCGUUUGACCUCCAGGCUCAGCUGAGGGAGCUGCAGAGAGAGAACGACAACCUGCGGAGGGAACUGGACGGAGGGAGGGACGGAAGGGCGGUUCCCAGCGCGAACAGCGUCAACUUCUGGAGCCCAGAUGCGAAGAGAGACAAGGUGGUGAGGCGGGAGGAGGGAACGAGGACCUCAGUUGUGAAGGACCAGUACAGGACACAGCAAGAGGAUGUGCAGCCUGUGGAUGUCAGAAGAAAUAAGCAACUUCCGUUAACAGUUCAGGAGCUUCAGGAGGAGCUGAGGGCUCACAGGGAGAUGAACAGUCGCUUGCAGCAGCAGCGGCAUCAGGGGAACUGUGGCUCCUAUCGAGAACUACAAAUAGACCAGGACAUCAGAGGGGGGCCCAGCCCUGGCCACAGUCCCAGACAAAGUGCCAGCAACCUGCACAGCCCUGGACCAAAGAACAGCCCCAGAGCCAGCCCGUGUAACACCUACAAUCCAAGGCAACAGGAGGCUGACAUCAUCAUUCACAGCCCUGGGUAUGGCUGUAACGCCGCAGUAGCCGCGCAGAGAGUCAGCCCAGCCAACACCCUUCAGCCUGGGCCCAGGAGCAGCCUGAAUCAGUCCAUCCACAGUCCAAGCUACGGUCCAGUAGCGGCACCCAGCUCUAAUUCCCUCCGGCCCUGUAGCCCCUGCCAGGUGCCCGGGUGUGACGGCUUUUCCUCACCCCCUCCCCAGGACCCGUCAGAGGAGAACUUCUUCCGGCUGCAGUCGGAGCACGACCGGCAGGCCAAGGAGCUGUCGCUGCUGAGGAAGACCAUGGAGGAGAUGGAGAUGAGAAUCGACUCUCAGAAGCAGACGCUGGGCGCCAGGGACGAGAGCAUCCAGAGGCUGCUGGAGAUGCUUCAGGGCCAAGGUCAAAGUCAGGGACACUGGGGACGGGGACAGCGGGCAGGCAUAAUAACCAUGGCGGCGCAGGAGGCUGAAGCUCAGCUGGAGAACAUGCAUGUGAGAGAGGACACCAAGAUCUCUUCCCUGGAGAGGAACAUCAGAGACUUAGAGGAUGAGGUCCAGAUGUUAAAGACCAGCGGCCUGCUGCACCCUGACGACAGGCAGGAUGAGCUCAAGCAGGUGGAGGUCUACAAGAGUCAUUCCAAAUUCAUGAAGACUAAGAUAGAGCAGCUGAAGCAGGAGCUGAACAGGAAGGAGUCAGAAAUGCAGGCCCUGCAGACCAAACUGGAAACACUGACCAACCAGAACUCGGACUGCAAGCAACACAUCGAGGUGCUAAAAGAGUCGCUCAGUGCCAAGGAGCAACGCGCCAAUACACUGCAGACAGAGGUUGAUGCUCUGCGGGUGCGUCUGGAGGAGAAGGAGCAGUUCCUGACCAAGAAGACCAAGCAGCUGCAGGAUCUGACGGACGAGAAGAGCACGCUGACGGGGGAAAUCAGAGACAUGAAGGACAUGCUGGACGUCAAGGAGAGAAAGGUCAACGUCCUGCAGAAGAAGAUUGAGAACCUGUUGGAACAGUUAAAGGACAAGGACAAACAGCUGGCUGGGUUGAGGGAAAGGGUUCAGGGCCUUCAAACAGACUCCAGCAAUACAGACACAGCUCUGGCCACACUGGAAGAGGCUUUAUCAGAAAAGGAACGAGUGAUCGAGAGCCUCCGCGAGCAGAAAGACCGGGAGGACAGGGUUCGACUGGAGGAGCUGGAGCAGAUGAGGAAGGAGAACCGGGAGUUAAAGGACAAACUCGCAGCUCUGCAACCCCAGAAGCUGUCUCAGAGCCAGACCUCUAACCCCAACCCAACACAGAACCAGAGGCCUGAUGGAGAGGUGCAAACCAAAGUAGAUGGGCUACCUGCAGUCAGUCCAACGCACACACUACAGAAGACCCAAAACAUGGAAGAAGCAGUCAGGAUGUGUCCAGACAUCACAGACCGUCUCAGGCUUCUCGAGCAGGAAGUGGCCCGCUACAGAGAGGAAUCUGGGAAGUCCCAAGCUGAGGUGGAGCGACUGAUGGGAGCUCUGAGGGAUGCUGAGAUGGACAAAUCGUGCAAGGAGAAGAGAAUCACGGAUCUGGAGAGACCUGGGCAAAUGAAAUCUCCGAACAUCCAGAAGCAGACGAUGCCGGUAGAAAUGAGAAAAGACGCCCUGACUGAUGGGCACCCGCACUCUUUAUCGCAGCUGCCUCUCUCAGCUUCCCAGGAUGCCAUGCGGGAGACGGCGGAGCGGAUCAUGGAGCUGGAGAGGGCACUGAGGGAGAGCAUGAACACCUCUGCACAUAGGGAGUCCCUGUGGGCUCAGGAGGAGGCUGCCCGGGUUCAGGCCCAGAGAGAGCUGGAGGAGCUUAUGGGAGCUUUAGAGAAGACACGCCAGGAGCUGGACGCCACGAAAAUGCGCCUGUCCUCGACUCAGCAGUCCCUCCACGAAAGAGACGGACACCUCAACAGCCUGCGCCAGGAGAGACGCAAACAGCUGGAGGAGAUUCUGGAGAUGAAGCAACAGGCUUUGCUGGCAGCCAUCAGUGAGAAGGACGCGAACAUUGCCCUGCUGGAGUUGUCGUCCUCCAAACGCAAGAAAGCCCAAGAGGAAGUAAUGGCUCUGAAGAGAGAGAAGGACAGGCUCAUGCACCAGCUCAAACAGCAGACUCAGAGCAGAAUGAAGAUGAUAGCGGACAACUACGAGGAAGAUUACAUCCACCCGCAACACCAUCCUCACCACUCGCACCACUUGCAUCCGGCGACCGUGCAUCACCGAAGUCUACCCAGAGGGCCCCCCCACGCUAACCACCGCGCCCCCAUGGACCAGGAUGAUGAAGAGGGAAUAUGGGCAUGAUGACCACCGCCAUGGAAACCUGCAUUCAUGUGUUCGCACUGCCUGUGCAACCAGAUACCAGGAGGUAUCUACGAGGCUUCGUCUACAAGCGGACUGAUUCACCAGCCCACACAUUCUCCCCACCAUGACCAGCAGAUACACACUGCAGCAUCUGAAUGUAGUGUGUUUCGAGUUCAACGUUCAGAUGGUCAGAUAGUUUCCAUCUUACUUAUGAAUGUCGCUUUCAUUCACAAAUGCAGCAGCCCACCGAGGACCUAGUCACAUCGUCGUGACUGAACGUCCCUCACCAGAGCAUCGCCCAUCAAGUGGGGAGUUUUAAGGUACUGGCAUGUGGUCCGCUGCCUUCAUUUCCCUAGCUGUUUUCAAUAGAAUGGAAGCUGGAUUCAUUUCACAGUGCCGUGGUGCUACAGAGUCCUGGCUUUACAUCAACCGACAGUUACUGGAUGAGCAGAGCCAGUGGAACUAGCUGCAAAACACAUGCCGAUCCUAGACUGGUUCGUGGUGGCAUGGAUGUGUUUACUUUCUGCAGCUAAUUAUCAGACUUUAGUAAAUACGACAACGUGGACCUCAAACAAUCCGCAGAGAGCUUCUCGAUGUACCGUGCCAAAGGAGACGUCCCGGUCGACUGAAAUGAGACUGCAGCCUAAUCAUUUCUGAUCCAAGACUACACUGCAAACCACCAUUGUCUGUCUGCGUUUCCUGCAGAGUGAUCAGCAAAAAAUAAAUAAAAAAAUCAAUACAAAAUGCAAAAUUGGGCUUGAGGUAGCCCCCGCAGAAGGUUUGAGGAUCAGCUCCCACCUUCUCGAAAAACCGGGACCUUAAUUAACACGGAAGGAAACACAGCUGACCUCCGAUGAGCCAGCUUACUGUAAGAACAAUCCGUUUAUACGCUUCUCCUUCUUCUCUUCUUCUUUUUGCCUGCCGUGCAUUUGUUUAAUGAACCACUAUCAUGUUCUGUUUCAUUUUCUACAGCUGAAAAUAUCUGAGUGCCACUCUUACUGUUUUUUUUUUUCUUUUUUAAUUAUAACAGCUGUGUGUGACUUAUUAUUAUGUGGAGGAGUGACGUGAAUCUGAGUGGCUAAUCUGAUUAUAAGUGACUUGCGUUUUGAAGCACUGUGUCGUUACUUUUUUUUUUUUCAAUGUACAGUAUCGUUGUGGUUUAAUUCAAAAGUGUUUCCCUAACAUGUACAGCUUUUUUUGUAAAGUGUGUGUGCGUGCGUGUGUGUGUGGUUUUGUGCUGCUGUCUCGGUCGUGAAGGCUGUGAAAGUUUUGGGGGUAACGGUACUCACCCUUGACUUGUUCCACAGUACGCUGCAGUGGUCGGCGUGUUUCUGUUGUCUGAAUAAAAGUUGCUUUCACGAGAA